Molecule: messenger RNA, 441 nt
Organism: Ogataea philodendri
Lineage: Eukaryota; Fungi; Ascomycota; Pichiomycetes; Pichiales; Pichiaceae
Exons: 1
Coding region: 1-441 (146 amino acids)
Biological process (GO): mitochondrial electron transport, cytochrome c to oxygen
Source: RefSeq, a predicted model, not a curated record
AUGUUGAGACAAGCAUUGAAGAGCGUUCCUAGAGUGCAGGUCAGACACGCUUCUGCACUUUCCCAGGCCACCGUUUCCAACAUACAGCUCAGAUGGGACAAGCUUCCAGAAGACGACAGAAAAGAGGUGAUUGAGGCUCUUGCUGAAAGACAGAAACUCCCAUGGAAAGAGCUCACUUCCGAGGAGAAGAAGGCUGCGUUUUUCGUCUCGUUUGGUGAGUGGGGACCAAGAAAGCCUAUCCACUCCGCCGAGGACGUCAGAUACAUUUUCUGGGGUACCGUCAUCGGUGUCGGUAUCACUGCUGCUGGCUUCCUCUACUACAGAUCAAGAAGAUACAUUCCAAAGACCAUGAACAGAGAGUGGCAAGAGCAAUCCGACGAGUACUUGAAAUCGAAGAACGCCAACCCAUUCAGCGGGUACUCUCAAGUGCAGUCCAAAUAA